Molecule: messenger RNA, 1089 nt
Organism: Aureobasidium melanogenum CBS 110374
Lineage: Eukaryota; Fungi; Ascomycota; Dothideomycetes; Dothideales; Saccotheciaceae
Exons: 2
Coding region: 1-1089 (362 amino acids)
Source: RefSeq, a predicted model, not a curated record
AUGGACCUACUGCGCGAGAUGCAGAUCGCCACAUGUAUUAGCCUUACCUCAAUGGUCUGUGUCAUUGGCGCCACAUACAUACUACCACGUUUCUGGGUAACGCCACUCCUACAUGUUCUGCUUGUGUACUGGUGUCUCACUGCUGUUUAUAUCGUAUUCCGAGUUUGGACCUUUGAGACGCUGAAGGAGCCUAGACAUCCGGAACCACAGACCUUUGAAGAAUUCUGUGCGAUGCUAGGCUACAAACCCAAGGGGAUGUCUUGUGAGAACACAAGUGACUGGGAAGACAUAGAAGAUACGAGCAACUCAUCCGAGACAUUUGGUGUUGAUACACCUUCCGAGACUGGCAGGUCCAGCUCAAGCAGUACUUCCAUCUCGACAGAUUCCGAUACUUCCUCUGACUCGGACGACACAAUUUCCUCUCUCGGCAGUGCCAUACAACCCUUUCCACAACAGAAAGCACCAAGGUAUUACAAAGGUCCACGUGCUCGUUUAGAAGCGGCCAUAAGACGCAGAAAAAUAGCGAGACCAACCGAUACCGCCGCUACGAUGAUCCAACAGCCAGAACCACCAAAGUCGAAAGAUCAAACCCCGAUCAAAACCCUUGCGGUGAAGCUGAAUCAACCACCAAGGGAAAACCUGCCUGAACGUUCACACAUACCUAGGAGGAGAAUGCCGACCGGCCACCAGCCCAUGCCUACAUCCUACAUGUAUGAGAAGGCCAAACAACAACCCGCCGAUGUCAUAGUCCUCUAUAUAGUAACAGGAAUCGAACACGAAGAAAGAAUGCUAGUGCGCAUGUACAAGACAACUCCAUUCGUUUUCCUCAAGAACGAGUUGAGAGACAAGGACGACAUAGUCAGCGAACUAGCAAUCAAAGAUCCUGAUGGAGGAGAGUUUCCGGUGUUUGACUAUGAUACACCACUUUCUAUUGGUUUGAACCCCUUGAAUAUGUUGUUCUGGAGACCUAUGCCGGAUUUGCCGAUAGCUCUGGAUUUGACUGGGAAAGAUCAAUCGAAGGAUAGGCUUGCGUUUGGUCGAUGUAAAUGUUCUUGCCCAAAGACGUUCAGAGGGGAUGUGUACUUGUAG